AUGGAAUGGUACUUUCAGAGAAAGAGUAUAAAUCCUCCUUCAAAUAAUCCGAGUAGUUCAAAUAAUCCGAGUAGUUCAAAUCCUCCCUCAAAUAAUCCAGCUAGUUCCAACCCUCCUUCAAAUAAUCCAGCUAGUUCAAAUCAACCUUCAAAUAAUCCCCCUACUUCACAUCCUCCCUUGAAUUAUUCGGGUAGUCCAAAACGUUCGCAAGUCACUGAGUUGGAUGAAAUAUUGGCUAAUCUUCCUGCAGACCCUGGACUUAGACCUCCAAUGAAUUAUUAUAAUCCCAAUGUUCGAGAACAAAUUCGAAGAGCCUAUCUACGAAGGGGUCCUUGUCAGCCUAAAAGCCAAAAUGACAUGCCUCAAACACUUAUGGGGGAGAGUAAUCGACGCUUUCUUGUGAAAUGGUUUGAUUCAUUUGUUUGGUUGGAGUAUAGUAAAGAGAAAGAUGCUGCAUUUCGUCUUCAUUGUUAUCUUUUCAAAUGCGACUUUGAUAAACAAGGAAAGACUGGAAGCGAUGUCUUCACUGAGAAAGGGUUUAAAAAUUGGAGGAAGGGACCCGAGAAUUUUAGGGGUCAUGUUGGACAAGUUGCAAGUCUUCACAAUAAAGCUACACAACAUUGUACAGAUUUAAUGAAUCAAAAGCAACACGUUGAAACCAUUGUGAUCAAGCAGACAAACCAAGCUCGUAUUAAUUAUCGCAUUCUAUUAACUGCCGCACUUGAUUGCACUAGAUAUUUAUUGCGACAAGGUCUUCCUUUUUGUGGCCAUGAUGAAAGCGAAACAUCUAGCAAUAAGGGUAAUUAUGUGGAGCUUUUGCAAUUUCUUGCCGAUCAUGAUGAGAAAGUUCGUGCCGUUGGAAUCUCAAACGAAUCACGUGAUGUUUCAAUAAGAGAGCAAAUGGCAGUGGUGUUGCGUUAUGUGAACAAAAAAUGGCAAGUAAUUGAAAGGUUUGUAGGUGUCCAAUAUGUCUCUGAUACGACUAGUAGCAAAUUGAAAGAGAUUUUGAGAAAAUAUCAUCAAGCAUAUUAUGUCCAUUGUUUUGCACAUCAACUACAACUAGCUCUUGUAGCCGUGGCAAAGGGAAAUGAAAACAUUGCUACUUUCUUCACAACGGCUAGUAGUGUCGUUAAUAUAAUUGGAGCAUCGUGUAAGCGUCGUGAUGCACUUAGAGAGCAACAACAAAAAGAUAUUAUGGAAACUCUUGAAAUUGAUGAUCUUGAAAUGGGGCGAGAGUUAAAUCAAGAGACUACUCUCAAACAUCCUUGUGAUACAUGGUGGAACUCACAUUAUGAUACUUUACUUAGUAUUAAUAUUGUGUUUCAUCUCGUGGUGAAGGUGUUUGAAUGGAUUGUUGAUGAUGUCAACCAAGAUAAUUUAGGUGAAGCAAAUAGGUUGUUGAAAGAAAUACAAACUUUUGACUUUGUGUUUCACUUAUAUUUGAUGAGAUUUAUAUUGGGAAUCACAAAUGAUUUAUCAAAGGCAUUACAAAAGAAAGAUCAAGAUAUUGUGAAUGCGAUGAUGUUGGUCCAAAGAUGUAAGCAAAAGCUACAAUCCGUGAGGGAUGAUGACUUUGAUGAUUUGCUCAGGGAAGUAUCAAUAUUUUGUGGUAAAAAUGAUAUUGACGUUCCUAACAUGGAUGAUUUAUUUGUACCACAAGGGAGAUCAAGACGUAAAGCUCAGAAAAUCACAAACCGCCAGUAUUAUCGUGUGGACUUAUUUCUUACUAUCAUUGAUAAGCAACUAGUGGAAUUGAAUAAUCGCUUCACUGAGGUAAAUAUUGAAUUGCUUCUUUGUAUGGCAUGUUUGAGUCCGGCUUAUAAUUUUACAGCUUUUGACAAACAGAAAAUACUUCGUUUUGCUAAAUUUUACCCUCAAGAAUUUAAUGACCGAGACAUCAUGAAGCUUGAAAAUCAACUUGGGCUUUAUAUUGUUGAUAUGCAAAGCAUCACAGAGUUUUCAUCAUUGAACGGAAUUACUGAUCUGGCAGAAAAAUUGGUGAAUACAGGAAGGAGUAGAAUAUACAACUAUGUGUAUUUACUUCUUACAUUGGCUUUAGUUUUACCCGUUGCAACUGCUUCGGUUGAUAGAGUUUUUUCAGCUAUGAAUAUUGUGAAAACACCAUUGCGUAACAAAAUGGGGAAUCAAUGGUUGAGUGAUAGCUUGGUUGUUUACAUUGAGAAAGAUGUUAAAGUAGCGGCUAUACACUUGAUUGACGACGCCGCAUUCUGGAUGCAAUGGUUCGAGACCCAAUUUUCAAAUCCGUCUUGGACUUCGUUCUCGGAGGCCUUACUGGCUCUCUUUGGUUAUGAUUGGGACGUUUCUGACGAAUUAUUGGAAAAGGCCAUUACCCAAGAAGUUGUACAUGGUACACCCACGACUUUCCCCUGCCACGAGGAGUCUGAACCUUCUCUUACCAUUCACGCCCUCACAGGCUCUCCUUGUUCACGUACAAUACGCCUUCAGGGGUCUAUUGGCAAAUUGGGCCUUACGGUUUUCAGCGAUACAGGCUCCACCCAUAAUUUGUUAAACCCACAUCUCGCCAAGCAAUUGGGCCUUGCUAUUGACUCCCUUCAACCACCUAAGCGGAUCCAAGUUGCCAAUAAUGAUAUCAUUGAGACAAAGGGCUUCGUUUCUCAGGUCCAGGUAUCUCUGCAGGGUUAUACCCUUGUUACUGAUUGUUAUUUACAUGCCAUUUCAGGAUGCGAUCUCAUUCUCGGUGCUGACUGGCUCGAUACACUGGGUUUUAUUGGUUGGAAUUUUCAGAAAUAG
Prunus dulcis (almond) is the source of this 2772-nucleotide messenger RNA. RefSeq names its product zinc finger MYM-type protein 1-like. The transcript is spliced from 5 exons. The coding region runs from base 1 to 2772 and encodes 923 amino acids. The record is from RefSeq and is a predicted model, not a curated record. NCBI's taxonomy places the organism in Eukaryota, Viridiplantae, Streptophyta, Magnoliopsida, Rosales, Rosaceae.